AUGCCAACGAUCAAAUAUCUGGCAGACUUAAAUAAGAAGGGUUUAACCCCUAUUAAGGUCCUAAAAAAAUCAAAGGGGGAACAUUUCCCAGAGAAACUUGUGUCUGAUCCAGGAUGUAAAGCAAAACUAAUCAAAAUAGAGCUGUUGGAUGAUGAAUACGACGGCAUCGGUCAAAAAAGUCUCAAAGCAGGCACAGAAGACUCAGGAGACCCAGAAAACUCAGAUGUAACACCAGACUCUGGAGAAGAACUAUUAGAGGACUCUGAAGAUGAAGAAACUGAGAUAAGUGGUGACGAAGGGGGGGCAGAACAUACUCAAACUGAAAAGGUAGUAGCAGGUGCCACAAUAAUGAUAGAAGAAGAAAAAGAGGAGGAAAAAGGGAAAGGAUAUGGAAAAACAGUGCCUCCACCCCAGAGAAGCCAUAAAGGAAGUGUUAAAAAAAGAGGUAGAAAAGAGAAUGAACAUAAUGAAAAGAAUGAAGAAAAGAAAACGGGAAAACAAGAAGCAAAGGCCCCCAGCUCUGAUAUAGCAAAGGAACGGGAUGCACUCAAGAGAAGGGUUUUGCAAUUAGAGCGAAAAGUGGAAAGGCUAGAAUAUGAAACACGUAGCCUAGCAGAUGAAAAAGAAAUGCUAAAAAGGGCAUACAAAAGUGAAAAGAGAGAAAGAGAAUAUUUGGAAGAGAUACUAGACAAACUUGAUGAGGAAAAGGAUGCCAAGGAAGCAGAGAGAAAAAGCAAGGAAAGGAAGCAACAAAAACAAGAAAAGGAGGCCGAGAAACCCUGGAGUCAAAUGAGCCAAUAUGAUAUGCAACUCCAAACAGAGAAAGAGACCAUCAGGGAAUUAGAGAAAAAAGCAGAGUUAGCAAAAUUGAGAGAAUACCAGGAACACCUGAAAGCAAAGAUAAUAACUCAACCCCAAGAUCAACAAAUACGAAUGACACAAUACCAGCAACAGACCAAUAACCAGCCCAACCAAUUCUAUCAAUAUCAACCCAUACAAACCCUUCUUCCAGAGAGCCAAAAUACCCCCAAUAAGGUGCAAAAUUUUGGGAAAAGGGAAUGUAGAUAUGAAAAGAAACAGAAAGGCAGCUGUAGGUGGGGAAAUGAUUGUAAAUUCUCCCACAACAUAGGCGGGUUUGGUGGUAAUGCUGAUGAAAAGGAUAGAUGGAGGGCAUCAGGAUUAUGCUUUGCACACAUGACAGGAGUCUGCAUAAGAACUGAUUGCAGAUUUUUACACCCAGAGAAACAAAGAUACAAAGAGACAGGAUAUCUUCAGCAAACAGAUGUAACAAACCUGAUCGAACAAUGCAUAAAAGACUCAAUGGAUAGUAUUAAAAAAGAAAUUGUUAGAGACAUACAAUACCAUCAGCAGCAACAAGUCCCUCAGCACCCUUGGGUAUCAUGGGACCCUACCCUUGUGUAA
Messenger RNA from Rhopilema esculentum, 1422 nucleotides. The record is from RefSeq and is a predicted model, not a curated record. Lineage: Eukaryota; Metazoa; Cnidaria; Scyphozoa; Rhizostomeae; Rhizostomatidae.